AGUCAGUGCCCUGGGCCAAGCAAGGAAGAUGGCGGCGAUGACGGACCAGGCGCGGUGUUAAGGCCCAUCACCCGCUGAGGCAGUGUGGCUGUUGGGAUGGUAACCAGGACCCUGGCAUUCCCAACGUGGAUGGAUCAUAGGGAAUCUCCUUAAAGUCAUAAAGAGAAUCGGGGGUGAAUGCUGUAACAAAAGGGGGAAUAGACCCUCAUAUUAACAAUGGCCCUAGUUACUGUGAAGGAACUGCUGAGCUUUGAUUGUGGCUCCCUGGUCGCUUAUCAAUUAGAUAAAAACUCUCAGCUGGACUCUAUCAGCUUCCAGACCGUCCUCAUGAGAAACAUAUUUGUGCAUUUUCCUGAUGUCAUAUUCAUCCACAGAACCCACAAUCCGCGGGGCAAAGCUCUGUAUAUGUUCAUGGUGGACAGACCUUUCCUGAAGCUGCAGGGUGAGAUGACAAAGGUAAUUCAUUUUGCUGUCCCCGCUAAAGAAUCUGCAGAAAGCCUGGCUCACAUGUAUAGGACCUUCAAGGCCUUCAACCCUGAGUGGAAGAAAAUUAAGACCUUUCUGGUAGAUUCACACUUUCGAUUGUUGCAGACGCUUUCUGAAGCAUUCCCAUCUGCAGAGGUGCAGCUAUCUGUUUUCCAUGUAUGCAAGCACCUGCAGCAGAAGAUUCAUCAGAUGUCUUUGGAAUGCAUCUCAGAGAGACUGAUCUUAAAUGCCUUGAGGAACACUAUGUGUGCAGCCACUGAAAGCAACCUGAAAAUGAUGCAUACCAUCCUGAGUGACUUUGUAAAGCCAGACUUGCUUCCCCAGCUUCAUACUCACUGGCUUCUCAAUGACAAGAUAUGGGCUAUGCAUAGAUGGAGGAAUUGGAUGGAAUGCAAUCAGUAUUUUAAAGACUUGGAGAUCAUCACACGGGGCUUAAGCCAGGUCUUCUGCACUGGACUGUCUCUGGAGAUCUGCAUCACUUCUCUGGCAAAACACUACCAGAAGUGUGUUUCAAAGAGGCCACCUGAUGCUGUGCUGUUCUCUGUUAACCCUCUUAGCAGUACCAUGUCUCCUGAGACAGUUUUUCAGAGCCUGCCAGGUCAGGACUCACCACCAACCUCUCACAACUCCCAAAUAGCUCUUCAGAAUCAACCAGCUCAGAGUUCUCCACCAGUUUCUCCCAGUCUCACAGCAGCUCAUCAGAAAUGGCCAGGUCAGAAUUCCCCUCCAAAUCCCCUGGUUCUUCUUCCGCAUCCCCUGGCAGCUCCUCAAAGUCCCCUGCUUCUUCAGAAUCAGCUGGCAGCCCCUCAGAUCUUCCCUUUUCAGAACGAGCCAGCUCAGUAUUCUUCACCUGUUUCUCUCAAUCUCACAACAGCUCAUCAGAAAUGGCCAGGUCAGAAUUCCCUUCCAAAUCCCCUGGUUCUUCAGAAUCCCUUGCCUGCCCCUCAGAGCCCGCUACUUCUUCAGAACCAGCUAGCAAACCCUCAGAGCCCCUUGGAUCCUUUAUCCCAUGAAAUUAAACUGGAGAUCAUCACUGAAGACCCAAAGGGUGACCAAGAUGUGGCGUGUAACCAAGAGACUGAAGACUGCAUCAGGCAGUCACUGAGAGACAUUUGCACAGAGCCUGCAGCUAGGCUAUGCUUGAACGAGUUUGCAGUGGCACAGAAGUCUGUGCAGCUAAUAGGCACCAAUGAAGACAUAGUCAAUAUACAGAUCCUCGAAGACACCCACAAAGUGAACCAAAGGGGCCUGAAAAGCUGCACUUGCCACUUCAAUCAAGCUUUCCAGCUGCCCUGCAGGCACAUCCUGGCUGUGUUGAACUCUGAUAAGAAGAUUUUACAGCCAGAGAUGCUGAGCGAGCAAUGGCAGAAGGAACCUAAUAACUCUCAGGCAGGGCAAAAUGGCACCGAUGGCCUUUUGGAGGUUCUGAAAAGCUCCUGGAAUGAGUCUCUGGAUAAAUCCUUAGCAGUGUCCUUUCUUACAGCGGAGAUUAGCCGGCUUCUUACCCAGUGCAGCAGGGAGGAGUUUGAUCGGAGGUACAACACCCUCCGAGAAUUGGCCGAUAGCUGGAUUGGACCUUAUGUUCAGGUGAAGCUGUAGUUCAGAAUUGGAGAGCUCCGUGCCUCUGCUCUAGGCCUCUUCGAGGUGUGAUUCUCCUGCUUUCUGGGCCUCUGGAAGAAGUGAGGUGUGAAAUACUACAAAAAUGUCUGUUAAAAUGUAAUCUAAUGGUAUGUUUUCUCUAGUGGUAUGUCUUCCACUUUAUUCUCCUUAGAAACUAUAAAUGUGAGCCUUAAAUCUGUAUCAUGGUAGUUUUCCCCUUUGGCUUCAGAUCCUAAAUAUCUAUUGGGUGAACACUUCCUCUUGCCUAUGAGACCUAAGGAAGUGGACUUAGGUAGGAAGUCUGUCUCUGGCCCAGCCAACAGGAAACCCUGCUGGGAAUGGAAUUGGGGAGAAGGGUAAUACCUGGGACUAACUUGCCUGAACCAUAGUUCAUGCAUUCAGACCCUCGUGGGAUCCUUUUGCUAUCUGUUAUUGCAGCAGGGUUCAUAUGGUUUAGUCCCAGGUGUGUAUCUGUUGUGGUGUGUGUAUCUGAGCCAGCCUGUGGUUCCCCUCCCUUCCCUGUCAUGGUGACAUGGGGCUUCCCACUAGUCUGGUAGAGCAGUAUUUGCUCAUGUGAAGUCAGACCUUUGUUUUGAAACCACAUCUUUUGUUUUUUCUCUUCUCCCUUCAUUGCCUCUAGUUAUUUAAUGGAACCUGCUUGUUAAGGAGCCACAAACCUUGGAGGGUAGCAACCCAUGCUACUGUGUACAGGGAGCUGCUGUCUGCAGCCUCUGCUAGGAGCACUGGAGUGGUUUGGCUGGUUAUGGCAGUUCUUAAAUUUGCUCUCUAUCAUCAAUAGGCAUGUCACUGACAUGGGAGGAGGGAACAAAUCAGUGUUACCAUAAAUCUGAAAUUAGAGUUACUGGAAGACAAAAAGGGAAGUGGAGAAAUCAGAUGUACGGAAGUGGGACAUGUAUUGUAAUGGGACAAAGGAGGCAUGCAGAGGAGAGAGCAGCCAGUAAAACCUGCUGCAUAACAUGGGGAUAUAUGGAUGGGUUGGUGCACGGUCCCUUUCUGGCAGCUUCAGGCAAGGAGACCCUGGGGGCAGGGAGAUGUAGAUAUAAUUUUCUGUACCAGCCAGCAGGGAGUGGUGAGGGAAUAGGACAGAAGGUGCUAUUUAGGUCAGUAAUUUGUCCCACCCUAGCUAGCCUGGUUUAUUCAUGUCAUAUCAAAUUGUUUAUGGUUUUUUUUUUUAUCAAUGGUUCAUUCACAGUUUUGUUAACCUCUGAAUCAACACUCCAUUCACAGGAACAGAACUACUGUAUGGUUAGAUAUUUCCUUUUGAGCUAGAGUUCUGUAAUAUAAACUCCUUUAUGUAAAUACAGCAUCCAAUAUUUUCCUGAAAGCCUUUUGCUUUGAAUUGUGAAUUUCUCCUUGGCUUUACUUUUCCAAGUGUGCUAUGGAAAGGGGCUGGAAGCCUGUGUCUACUGGUCUCUUCCUUGGUCUGUCUUUCUUCCAGAACUGUGCAUCCCCUGUCCUUUUUGGAGUUAUCUCCCCCUGUACACCUUGCUCUGGAUUCUCUGUCAUGAAGUUCUGUGCAGCUCUGAUCAGAUCCUCCUCUUUAAUCCCUGGCACAGGCACUGUGGGGAUGCCAGCUAUCAUCAUGGCAAGAGUGAGGAUGCAGAUGUUUGGAGGAGAGUUCUGCACUGACUGUCCACGUCUGUUCUUACUGCGUUUUAUGGGCAUAAGAAAAGCACCUCUGGGAGGAAAUCCACCGGUAGCCAGUGGGAAGUCUCCCUCUGGGCUGCCCAGCUCACCAACGUUUUGCCCAUUCCUUUGCUGAGUUGGAGGAUAUCCUUUCACAGAGGCACUUGGAUACAUGCCAGAAGGGCCACAUGUCCACUUGUCACUGACCCAUUCAGAUGGAUAAUCCCAUACAGAGAUCUCAUCCUGUUUAUGCUGGGGAAACUUUCUAGAAUACCUUCCACAGUAGUGUCCACUGUAAGGCUCCCACCUUGCGUCCUUGUACCCUCCUGAUCUGCUACUGAGAGGGAACUUUGGACUCUGCUGGGCACCACUACAAGGCUGCUUUAGUGCCUUCUCCUGAUACAGAAGGGUUGCUUCUACAUGUGAAAGAGCUGCAAUUUCCUGCGUUUUCCGUCUGAGCACUCCUGGAACCAAAACCCCAGCAGCAAGAGAUGUCUCCCCAGACUGAUAAACACUUAGUAGGUUGCUUUUUGCCAUUUGGAGCUGUCUGCUGGUAUCUGUGAGGGGGAAGGAAAUGAAGUGUAGGAGAAGACUGAAUAUUAAUAGCAGAUUGGGCUUCUGCCAAUCCUCAACAGGUGGGCUCUAGGGCUGAGGCAGGUCUCUGCAUAAACAGCCUUUCAGCCACUAAAAUAAAGUGGCCAUGCUUUCAAAGGGGUCUCACUGUGCUCUGUAAUUGAGUACAUUAACAUUCUCUGGUGUGCCCCAGCACUGGACAUUGCAAAUCUGAGGCCUAGCUUUGAAAAUGUAGUCCUGCAAGUUCCUAGAUAGGUGCCUGAGGAGCAAGAAGUCAGUUUGUGGCAGAACCGAUUUACAAUAUACAUAGUUUGUACCAGGGUUUCCGCUGCAAUCAUACCCCAGGGCUGUCCAUUACAUCCACCUUUCCAUGUGAAACACUGGAAAUAAGUCACCAUUAUUUUUAAGUAAACAUCUUUCCUAAGAGAAAUUACACCAGUGGAAUGAGAACUAGGCUGUAAUUUUCAUUCCAGUUGCAGGGCUCAGGAGACACUCUCCUCCUGCAUCCCACUCCACCCUGUGAGCUGGAAGCCGCAUGGGUUAGUGAUCGCACAUUGCAUUAGCAGCUGCAUUCCAAUCUAGCUCUGCUGUAUUUUUUCUUAAUGAGCUAGGGCCCGAUUUUCAAAGAGAGGCUUGCUUUGUGUGUGCAAAUACCUGCCCAACCAUUGGUGGGAUUGACAGACAUAGUCUGCAAGGAACUGAUCCUCACAUGGUGCUGGCUCUCUUUGUUUCCAGCUGAAAGAAAGAAGUCGGGCUUGAGGCCAUUAGCCUCUCUUCUCAGCCCCCUCUCUGUAGUGUGGUGAGAGUUAGUUAACAUUUGGCCAGUGCUUUGAACAUGGAGAGUGUGUUGUUCAUUCUGAGGGGUAGUAGGCAGGCUUUCCUGAGGAAUUUUAAUAAGGAAGGUCUUGCAGACUUGGAUGUUGCUGCCCUACUAUGGGACAGAGCGACACUGACCCAUCAAGAGUGUAUUAUCUGUACAAAUGGACCAGCUAAUCUACAGCUAGGGGUGGGGGCAGGGAAGACUGGUGGUGGAAUCACCUCCCAUCCAGAUUGGGAUGGAGGAUUAGAGCUCAAUUACGGAGAGCUCUGACACAGUUAAUACGCAGCUUGGUUUUGCAGGGCAGAUAGGACUACAUGAUUAUAACUUCCUGGACCAUGGAAAGGCCUUGUACAGAGCAGGGAUUGCUGAGAUAAUUAUGAUAUAGUCAUGUCCUGUUUACAUGCCACCUUGGGGUGGCAUUUUAUUUGGGCCUCCGAAUGAAGUGUGGAUUGUGAUGCAACAAGCCCUUAAUCCUAAAUCUUCUGUUUGAUGGGUCAAUUUGCCAUGCAGCAAACAGAUCUUUGAACCACCUUCCAAUCACUUUCUGAUUUCUGUACAAAAUGCUUCCAUAUUGGAAGGAAAAGCAGUUACCUUGGAUGGAAGUUAAAAAACCCGAAGAAGUUUUUUCCUUCACAAAGUAAGACAUUGCCAGUGUAGGACUCAGGCUGGUGCCUUUUCUCCCCAUAAUGUACCAGCACUGACCUCUCCUCAUUCUAGAACCAGCAUCACAGGCCAACCUGACCUUACCUCACACUGGAACCAGCAAGCCACUGACCUCCCUGCCUGCUUAUGCCACAAUUCUAACUCUGUUCAUCCUCUCUGAGAUCCCAUGAUCCUACAAAGCAGGGAAUUAUACCCCUGCUUCAUCUAUUCCAUUUCUAAUGGCUCUGAGUCCCUCUGUGCCUAGAAGAAGCAGCCAGGGCUUCACAUUUACUUGCAUUGUCCCUUCGGAACCUCCUUAUGCAGGAUGCAGAGGGGAAGUGAAUAUCCCCCAACCCCUUUGGUUAGAGCAAGUUUAUCGACUCUGAAGUACCUGAAAUUGACACAACCUCUGUGCUACCCUCUCCCCAUUGCUAUGUGGAGGAGUCUGAGAUUAGGCCACACCAGUACUCCCAACAAUUUGCUUCUGUUUUGAAGCACUUUAUUAUCCUCUCAUUUUUAUAACAACAAUCUGGCACAUGCACCAAUCCCUCCAUGUCCCUUUGUGUGCAGGGAAUCCCCCCACUGCUGCGAUUCCUUCCCUUCUGCUAUUGACUGUCUGUGCUGUAAGGCUCUGCCAAUCCAGUGGUCUCUGUGCCAUUUUAUGGCACAGCAGACUUCCAUGGCACAAUGUGUGUCAGGAUGGGUGUAACUGCUGAGGUUCCAGUCAGCUGCUGUGAAGUGGGGGGGAUCACCUCUGCUCCUGGGACUCCUUGGUUGAAGAUGGAAGAGCAGUUCUGGAAGCAUGGAUCCCUUUCUGGAAGGCCAUUCUUGGUCACUCACAGGGUCUGCAAGUUUGAAGGGCCUGCUUGCUGAAGGAGAUCUUGUUAUCUCAUUCAUAUUUGCAGAAGUUCUUCAAGAGUGGAGGCAGGUCCAGCCCAUCAAUGGCCAAUCGGUGGACAAUGUGCUUCUGGAUGACCAGUCGACAGAGGGUCUGCAAGGAAGGGACUGAAAGAGGAAGGAAAGGAAGAAGCUGAGCUUGCUGCGAUGAGGGCAUUUGAAUCACCCCAAGCUUAGGAGGCAGGUGGCACUGUCGCAGAAGAGAAGAGGACAGUGGCUCCUGGAAGGCAGUUAGUUCUGGGACAGCAGCAGAUUAAUCUGCUUCAAGGGCACCAUUAAAGAUCUGCCUGCUGAUUAUGUUGGGGGCAAGGAUCUCCUGCCGAAUACUGCUGCCCCUUGGGAGAGCUACUGAUAAGAAACACGAGAGUGAAGGAUGGAAGUACUUACUUUUCUAUCCUCCCAGUAAACGCUAGGAGAGCAGUUUAUGUGCCUGUGCUGGUGCGUUUUCAUGAUGGAUUUUGAAAAGGCCCUAUUAAUUCAUCUAAACUCUGCAUGAACUUCUGCUCCUCGGCCCUCCUCUCUCCCUCUCCCUGUCCCUGAGUUAGCAAACACGCAGGAUUGAAUGUUGGAUCCCUCAGAGGUCUGGCUGGGGUUUCCCAGAGAGACUGGUUUCACAACAGUGUUACAAUUAACUGGUUAGAGCUGGUUUAGUCAGUAAGUUCUCUGUUCCCUCACAGCAGUGCUCCUGCUGGGCCGCAGGCUCUGAUCCCACCGCCACCCCCACUCCCCGCAAGUCCCAUCAGAUUCCCUGUAAGGUUCUCAACACUCAAC
This is a messenger RNA of Dermochelys coriacea (leatherback sea turtle), 7435 nucleotides long. RefSeq names its product zinc finger SWIM-type containing 1 (gene ZSWIM1). Gene Ontology annotation, molecular function: zinc ion binding. The transcript is spliced from 2 exons. The record is from RefSeq and is a predicted model, not a curated record. NCBI's taxonomy places the organism in Eukaryota, Metazoa, Chordata, Testudines, Dermochelyidae. Bases 217 to 2085 code for a protein of 622 amino acids.